AUGAAAGAAAGUGAAUGGGAAAGGAAGCGGAAGAGAUGCCGUUGUCGAGCGAAUACAUCUCGCUGAAAACAUAAGCAUUUCUUUUAUCUGCUAUCAAUUUCUAGAAUGUUCGGGUCAUUUUUCAGGCCGCCGGAUGGUAACACUUGACACGAAUUUAGCUGAUUUACCUGUUCGAAUUUUUCGAAACCUUUCACAGGAACUCGAGCGCAACAAUUUAUGGGUGAAAAUAGCGGAAUUCGAUCAUGAUUCCAUCUAUUUCAUGACGUGAGAUUUUCGAAAACGACUUCAACUUUACAAAUUCUUUCUUUUUCAGACAGAGUGAAAUAGAAAAGGCAACGAAAAAAGACAAUUGUUGUGAUCAAGUGUUACGAAGGUGGGGGAAUCGCGGUCAAACGGUGAAUUUUAGAGCGAAAUGAGAGAAAAUGGAAAAAAAAUGAGUGUUCAGGUUUUGAAUUUGUUGACUCAACUGCAAACACUUUCAAAAGUGUACGAAGAAGAAUUCGACCCGCCGCAGCUCCAAUUGCUUCGGAAAUUCAGUAAGUUCUUAGAAACUGUACGAGUUUGAAAGUGAUCCGAGGGGAGUACACAGGUAGACUAAACUAGUCCGCGCUUUCUCGUCCGCCAUAAUUCUGACUCGCAGUAGUUAAAAAUUAAUUUUCAGAGCCGUUGCGAUGGGUGCAAGAGGAGCAGGUGACAAAAUCGUUUAAAGACGGAGACACCACGAUAACACUGGAAUGUUGCGCCCGCGGAUUUCCUUGUCCAGAGAUAAAAUGGUACACGAGCAGUUCGAAAGAUGCAGUGCACGUUGGAAGGACGUUCGUUCUGUUGAAGUACAACUGGAACAGAAUUCAGAUGAGCAGAAAUGAGUUUCAGAUGCAAGUGCUCCACAGAGCAUCAGUAUAAAUGCGUGGCAACAAACGAGGUCGGCGAGGGAUUCUCGUAUUCGGAUCACUAUCGGAAGAAGGGAAAGCAGUUCGUUUCGAAGCUGGAAUCCGAAUUCAUCGACGUCACUUCAUGCAUCCGCGACGAUGAAUGUAAUAAGAAUCAGUCAUUCUUCAUCCUCAUUAAACCAUCCCCCGUUCUCUUUUUUAAGUGUGCGACUCCUGCAAGAACUUCGAAAUGGACCGCCUGUCUCAGAUUCUGGCGGAAGAAGACGUCGAGAAGGCGGAGAACAGGCAGGCGCCGGCCAGGGCCGCCCUGGAUGUGACGCUCCGGGCCGCGGACAAAGUCGCUCUGAUCAUGAGUAACUGCUCCUACAUUCAUCUUCCCGAGCUGAAGACUCCGCAUUGCGAUGCUCAGACUCUUGCAGAUGCUCUUCAGGUACGCUCACGACUUCCCUAAUCCACCGUACCUGUAAUCUUUGUAGAGAAUGAACUACAAGACGGUGACUCUGGCCGACCUUACUCUCGAUGAAAUGUUAUAUUUCAUUCGCGAAUAUAGGAAACUGAUUGGAAAUGGAGUAUACGGUAAGGGACUAAAGGGUUAAGAAAUAGAGUCGACUUCCGUUCUAGCUGUCUUCUACUUCGUCGGUCAUGGUUUCGAAGUGAACGGACAGUGUUAUCUGCUGGGAGUGGAUGCUCCGGCGGACGCGCAUCAGCCGCAGCACUCUCUCAGCAUGGACUUGGUACGCCUUCGUUUCUCGUACGUCUUCAUUUACUUUCCUUUUCAGCUUCUCUCCAUCUUCCGCAACAUUCAACCCUCGCUCAAUUUGCUCCUUCUCGAUGUCUGCCGCAAAUUCGUUCCGUACGCUGUACCUCUCUGUACUUUUCUUCUAUUUUCUAUGUUUCAGGUACGAUGCGAUCGGCGCCUUCGUCCAAUACUCGGAGCAAUUUAAAAAGUACCACGUAGCCCAUCGCAAUAUAAUUUAUGGAUAUUCGACGAGCGGAGGUGUUGGUGCUUAUGAGGUGCUCUUCUGUUAUACACGUAUCCAUUUCCUAUUUUUUUAAACUUUCAUUCAGGUCAAAGGAGAAGUGAACGGAGUGUUUAUGAAGUAUUUGAAGAAUCACGUCCAACUGGAGAUCUCCGUGAUAGACAUGCUUAACAGAGUGCUCAUAGACAUUGGGGACGACAAGAAAGUGUGCGACGUGCAGGUUCCCGAGAUUAGAAGCACCCUGACCCACCCGAGAAGUCUUGCGGAUCCGUUGAUCUUCGAUGGACACACCGCGUCCUUUGAUAACCACACAAUACACUGGAGACUAAUGCACGGUAUAUAAGUCGGCACGUUCAGACAAAUCUCAAAUAUCAAAUUAAUUCAGAGCUUCCGAAUCCAGCGACGAUCCGUUUUGAAACGCACCAAUUGAUGGCGACAGUGUGGUUCCAAUUCUGCGGACAUUUCACCAACAAGGUACAUACCGCCCAUCCCUUUUCCCCUUUUCCAAAUGCAUUUCUCUCUUCCAGGUCUAUGUCCUUUCCUCGAUUUCCGACCUCCGUCAGUGCGAAGACGACGAAGAGCUGGAGGAGAACGAGGAGCCGAGCGAGAAUGCACUCACGCACCGCGCCUACGUGGAAUUCCCCGAAGAGCUGCACUGUUCGGACGCUAAAGAGCACGCGGACGACGAGGAAGGCGUCUCGCUCUACUGGAUUCUCUCCGGACUCCAGAAGAUAAAGGGGGAAGCCGGACUGACGUGCGUCGUGCAUUUGAGACACGUGGACGACGCGGACGCGACGAUCGAGAAGAGAAAUGUCGACAUUGGACACAUUCUCAUCGCCAGAAUCAAGUGCCUUCUUUGA
Messenger RNA from Caenorhabditis sp. 36 PRJEB53466, 2730 nucleotides. NCBI's taxonomy places the organism in Eukaryota, Metazoa, Nematoda, Chromadorea, Rhabditida, Rhabditidae. The record is from the annotation of a GenBank genome assembly.